GGAGUCUUAACACUGCCCCGCCCGGCACCGGGCCUCGGCCGCCGCCAGUCGCCGCGGGAGCUGCUGCCACCCGUACGUGCCUGCGCCCGUGUCCUCGUCCUCGCCCGGCUGCGCCAUGGAGGGCUACCACAAGCCUGAUCAGCAGAAGCUGCAGGCCCUGAAGGACACGGCCAACCGCCUGCGCAUCAGCUCCAUCCAGGCCACCACGGCUGCGGGCUCGGGCCACCCCACGUCAUGCUGCAGCGCCGCGGAGAUCAUGGCUGUCCUCUUUUUCCACACCAUGCGCUAUAAGUCUCAGGACCCCCGGAACCCUCACAACGACCGCUUCGUGCUCUCCAAGGGCCACGCGGCUCCCAUCCUGUACGCGGUCUGGGCCGAAGCUGGCUUCCUCCCAGAGGCAGAGCUGCUGAACCUGAGGAAGAUCAGCUCCGACUUGGACGGGCACCCUGUCCCGAAACAAGCUUUCACAGACGUGGCCACUGGCUCCCUGGGCCAGGGACUUGGAGCUGCCUGUGGGAUGGCCUACACGGGCAAAUACUUCGACAAAGCCAGCUACCGCGUCUACUGCAUGCUGGGCGACGGGGAGCUGUCCGAGGGCUCCGUGUGGGAGGCCAUGGCCUUCGCCAGCAUCUAUAAGCUGGACAACCUCGUCGCCAUCCUUGACAUCAACCGCCUGGGCCAGAGCGACCCGGCCCCGCUGCAGCAUCAGCUGGACGUCUACCAGAAGCGCUGCGAGGCCUUUGGCUGGCACGCCAUCAUCGUGGACGGCCACAGUGUGGAGGAGCUGUGCAAGGCCUUCGGCCAGGCCAAGCACCAGCCGACAGCCAUCAUUGCCAAGACCUUCAAGGGCCGAGGGAUUACAGGGGUGGAAGAUAAGGAGUCCUGGCAUGGGAAGCCUCUCCCCAAAAACAUGGCUGAACAGACCAUCCAGGAAAUCUACAGCCAGAUCCAGAGCAAAAAGAAGAUCCUGGCAACACCCCCUCUGGAGGAUGCCCCCUCAGUGGACAUCACCAACAUCCGCAUGCCCACCCCGCCAAGCUAUAAAGUGGGGGACAAGAUAGCCACCCGCAAGGCCUACGGGCAGGCCCUGGCCAAGCUGGGCCAUGGGAGUGACCGCAUUAUUGCCCUGGACGGGGACACCAAGAAUUCCACUUUCUCGGAGAUCUUCAAAAAGGAGCACCCAGACCGCUUCAUCGAGUGCUACAUCGCCGAGCAGAACAUGGUGAGCGUUGCUGUGGGCUGUGCCGCGCGCAACAGGACAGUGCCUUUCUGCAGCACUUUCGCAGCCUUCUUCACACGGGCCUCCGACCAGAUCCGCAUGGCGGCCAUCUCCGAGAGCAACAUCAACCUCUGCGGCUCCCACUGCGGCGUGUCCAUCGGGGAAGAUGGGCCCUCGCAGAUGGCCCUGGAAGAUCUGGCCAUGUUUCGGUCAGUCCCCAUGUCAACUGUCUUCUACCCAAGUGAUGGGGUUGCGACGGAGAAGGCAGUGGAACUGGCAGCCAACACGAAGGGCAUCUGCUUCAUCCGGACCAGCCGCCCGGAAAACGCCAUCAUCUAUAACAGCAAUGAGGAUUUCCAGGUCGGACAAGCCAAGGUGGUCCUGAAGAGCAAGGAUGACCAGGUGACCGUGAUUGGGGCUGGGGUGACCCUGCACGAAGCUUUGGCUGCUGCCGAGCUGCUGAAGAAAGAGAAGAUCAACAUCCGUGUGCUGGACCCCUUCACCAUCAAGCCCCUGGACAGGAAACUCAUUCUUGACAGUGCCCGUGCCACCAAGGGCAGGAUCCUCACCGUGGAGGACCACUAUUACGAAGGUGGCAUAGGGGAGGCAGUGUCCACUGCCGUCGUGGGCGAGCCUGGCAUCACUGUCACCCGCCUGGCUGUCAGCCAGGUACCAAGAAGCGGCAAGCCAGCUGAGCUGCUAAAGAUGUUUGGUAUUGAUAAGGACGCCAUUGCACAAGCUGUGAGGGGCCUCGUCACCAAGGCCUAGGGAGGGUGUGAUGCGUGGGGAGGGGUUCUACACAUUCCUAAGAGAUUCUGGUAAUGGUGCUCAAAGAUGUAUUGAGAGGAGUGGUAAAUAUAUGUUUUGAGAAAAAUGAA
Molecule: messenger RNA, 2097 nt
Organism: Lemur catta (Ring-tailed lemur)
Lineage: Eukaryota; Metazoa; Chordata; Mammalia; Primates; Lemuridae
Gene: TKT
Product: transketolase
Exons: 14
Coding region: 116-1987 (623 amino acids)
Biological process (GO): ribose phosphate biosynthetic process; pentose-phosphate shunt, non-oxidative branch
Cellular component (GO): endoplasmic reticulum membrane; extracellular exosome
Molecular function (GO): thiamine pyrophosphate binding; transketolase activity
Source: RefSeq, a predicted model, not a curated record